Panicum virgatum (switchgrass) is the source of this 798-nucleotide messenger RNA. RefSeq lists its product as uncharacterized. The coding region runs from base 121 to 798 and encodes 225 amino acids. The record is from RefSeq and is a predicted model, not a curated record. NCBI's taxonomy places the organism in Eukaryota, Viridiplantae, Streptophyta, Magnoliopsida, Poales, Poaceae. The transcript is spliced from 3 exons.
AGUACUUUUGCCUUGCUGCAUACAAAGGUUCGCAAUCGGUUGUCGCACAAGAAACUUAAUAAGCUUGUCUAUGUCAACUACAAUCUUCGUCUCCGACUCGAGGAGGUCUCCGGCCCACUGAUGCGUGAAGAAGGUGAUUUCAUUGACCAGCUAGCCCAUCUUUCAUUCUAUGAUGAGAAAAAUCCGGUGCGGGAAUGGAUGGAAUAUGGUAGAUCUAACCGGGCUCCAGUUCUGGACGAGGAUGAUGAUGACGGCGACAUCCCUCUCCCGUCCCAUAUUGUCAGAGAUCAAAUAAACGUGUCAGAUCUACGUGAGGCUACGGGGAAUGAUUCCAUCAGCGAUUGGGCACGUCAAAAUAUAGGUGACACUCACCUAGGGAAGAGAAAGUUGCACAAGGGGCCUAAGAAGGGUGACUCGAAGCGUCGAAAAGGCAAAGGAACAGCAAAACCAGUGAGCAGCGACACCGAGACUGAUGAUGGCGAAGGUGAGCGUAGUCCUCCGUAUCAGGAGUCCGAGGAUAGCAGCUCGGCCGAUGAUGGUGAUGAUGGUGACGGUGCUCAGCCUAAUGCUGGUGGUGGAGGUAGUGGUGCUGAUGAUGCUGCUGGUGGUAGUGGUCAUGCUCGUGGUGUUCGUUUCACAGGGGAAACUCAGUUCACACAUGCUACUCAGGACACCGACCAUGGAGCACCGCAAUCUUUGGUUUCACGGGGAGUCGGGACAUACGGGCCGCAUAGUUCACUCAUUCAGCGAGGAAACAAAGACACUGAUCAAGGAACUAACGAAGAAAGCACCGGUUAA